This is a messenger RNA of Apis dorsata (giant honeybee), 741 nucleotides long. RefSeq names its product magnesium-dependent phosphatase 1-like. The record is from RefSeq and is a predicted model, not a curated record. NCBI's taxonomy places the organism in Eukaryota, Metazoa, Arthropoda, Insecta, Hymenoptera, Apidae. Gene Ontology annotation, molecular function: acid phosphatase activity. The coding region runs from base 158 to 637 and encodes 159 amino acids. The transcript has 4 exons.
UAGAUAUGAUAUCAUAGUAGAUAUGAUUAUAAUUUUUAUACUUUAUUAAAAAGAAUUAUAUAUUAGAUAUAUGUAAUUUAUAAAAUUCUUAUUAUAUUAACAUUUAGUAAUUCAUUUAAAAUUGUAAUAUGAUAAUAAUGAAUUUUAUACAUUAAAAAUGUGUGAAAAAAAUCAUAAACCGAAAAUAAUUGUCUUUGAUUUAGAUUAUACUUUAUGGCCAUUUUGGAUUGAUACUCAUGUUAAUCCUCCUUUUAAAAAGAAAGGCAAUGAUGUAAUAGAUUCUCAUGGUCAAAUUAUAAAAUAUUAUAAAGAAGUACCCGAUGUUUUAAAAUAUUUAUAUGAAGAAGGAUAUGAACUUGGUAUUGCAUCUCGUACUUCAGAAAUACAAGGUGCUAAACAAUUAUUAAAUUUAUUUAACUGGGAUAAUUAUUUCAAAUAUAAAGAAAUUUAUCCAGGAAGUAAAGUAACUCAUUUCUCUAGGAUUCAAAAAAUAUCAGAAACUGAUUAUAAAGAUAUGAUAUUUUUUGAUGACGAAUAUAGAAAUAUUAAGGAUAUAGAAAAACUUGGUGUUACUUGUAUAUAUGUUAAAAAUGGUGUAAAUUAUACACUUGUAGAAAAUAGUCUUAAAAAUUUUUGAUAUUUAUAAUUUUUUAAUUAAAUCUAUGUAGAAAAUAAAAUUUUAUUUUUAACUUGUAUUGCAUUAGAUUUAAGGAAAAUAAAUAUUAAAAAUAUUUAUUAUUU